GAAUUUGAUCAGCAUUUUGCCCUCAUUUACAUUGACAGAGAGGGAAACCUUCGCCACGAGACGUCUACUUCCAUCUCCGAUAGUGCCCAGGCUAUUCUGUCCCCUCGAGUUAUAGGGGAGUUUCUGCAAGCGGUGGCAGAAUCAAGUGAAAGGGGCUUUUCAACGCCUGCUCUGCCUGACAGCCAGCCUCUCAUUCCGCAGACAUCAUCGCUAGCGCCUCUUGUGCCUGGAACAGCAAAAAUAAGGGCAAAUUUGCAACGCAGAAGGAAAUCGUGGACUGGGGAACAUAGUUUGGCUGCCCAAACGGCCACGAUCGCCGUCAAUAACAAGAGUCUUCUCCGUAAAUACUAUGAAAAGGUCUUUCAGAAUUUACAGCAAACGAAUUGCCGAGUUAUUGCCAAAGCCUAUGUAAGACUCGUCGAGCCACGCAAGCAAGCUCAAUAUCCCUACAAUGGAAGGAAGACUGUGGCAGGCAAGACACAGCAACUCAGUCCUGAAGAGACCAAACCGCCAUGGUGGCCGCCUGGUGUGAGCCACCGGGAACCGGACCACCUUCCUAAAGCUGAGCGCAUCGCGCUCCUCGUCCAUAUCCUUUGCGAAUUGCGCACCAGCCACAGAAUCACCGCGCAGAAGUUGAAAGAUGCAGGGCAGCCUAUUCAACAACACAUUUCUCCAAUCGAACGAUUGCAAUUACUGGACGAGAUAUACCGCGUUAAAGAGGAGGAGGAGGAAAAUUCCUGGAUGCAGUGA
This is a messenger RNA of Penicillium nucicola, 750 nucleotides long. RefSeq names its product DUF2841 domain-containing protein. NCBI's taxonomy places the organism in Eukaryota, Fungi, Ascomycota, Eurotiomycetes, Eurotiales, Aspergillaceae. The annotation marks the transcript as partial. The transcript has 2 exons. The record is from RefSeq and is a predicted model, not a curated record.